UGAAGCCGCAUCGAAUUGCCACUUGUGUGUAAAAAGCCUCUUCGACCCUGUCUUCUCCGUAACUUUCAACCUUCUCCACAUUUUAGAAACAAAAUUCCUUUAACGAUUUUAUUUUCCAGGAAAAUUAUGUUCUCUGCAAUGAUUUCAACCGCUUUACUCUUAAAUGACAUUGAAUUAAAAACCGCGCCGAAAUCAAUAGUUUAAUUUGGUGAGAAACGAAACUGGCGUUCAGCUUUCAUUCCAAGAAAAGAAAAUCGCGAUUGGAAAAAUCGUUAGCGUCUUGAUUAGCAGCAGAAAGUUUUUGGCGUAACCGCUUCGUGUUUUUCGUCUUUGAAAUGCAGGAAUAGGUGAUGGAAAAUGCGUGGAGCAACAGCAAGAUGAAGGUCCUGAAGCUGAGGACUUUGCACGAAAAUGUUCCACCGUUGCAGAUCGAGUUGGAUGACAGAAGAGGACGCUAUCUCCAACCAACGACUAUGAGUCCACGAUUUCAACCGUACACCGAGAACAUCGACGUCGGCUCGCCGUUCGCGCGCUACUUCUUCGCCGGAUCUCCACUUUCCGGGAAGGUCGCGCCCGCCGGCGAAGCCUUCACUCCUCCGACGUUUGGCUCCAGCAAGUACAGGACUGCAAAAGUGCAGCCGUACUGCGGCAACAGUUCGGGGAGCAGUAGCUUCGGUUCUCGCGGUAGAUUGUCGCCCUCGCCGCUUUCGUCAAUUGAGAACUUGGAGAUCGCGUCGCUCGUGUCGCCGUCGAUGUACAGAACGCCGGUAAAGGGGGACGAUGACGUUAUCGUGAUGGAUGAUAUUCUGGUGAGGCCAAUGUCGGGAGGAAAGAACGGAAGGUCAUCAUCUUCCUCCGGCCGGGGUUCGUCCUCAUCGUCGUCGACGUCGAAGAGCGUGUUGAAGACGGAGAUUUGCAGGGCGUGGGAGGAAACUGGAAACUGCCGCUACGACUCCAAAUGCCAGUUUGCACACGGGAAAGAAGAGCUUCAUCCAAGUCGUCCCUCCAUGAAGAGCAAAUCUGGGGCCCAGACUAGCAAAUCAUCUAUUAGAGCAGGAUCCAGCUUGUACGGCCCAAGCAGUCGAAUUGUUCGUCAGCAGGGUGCAGUAGCUGAAUAUGUCCGUAUGACAUUGUCCCAACCAACUUCACCUGAUCUUCAUCAUAGCCGAGCCAAUUUCAAGACUUUAAAUGACUGGUCACCCGUGGAUGAUGGUAUUGAGGUUUUCCUCCCAUCAAAUGGUUCAGAUAAAACUCCAUCUAGGGAAGAGGUUAAUGCAUACAUUUCCAGUAUUCCCCAUGGCGUGACUGCUAAAAGGAGACUACCAGUAUUUGCAGCACUUUGCCUGGGGCAACGAUCCCCAUGAAUGAUAAAAUGUCUCUUCACUGAUGGAUCUUACUCUGAAAAAUUCAAAGCUCUAUUUUUCUUCGGCCAAUUGAAAAUUUUUCCCAAUUUUUAAAUAAAUAAAAUCUUGGUUGGAUUUACACAUACAUUUCGGAA
Molecule: messenger RNA, 1498 nt
Organism: Abrus precatorius (Indian licorice)
Lineage: Eukaryota; Viridiplantae; Streptophyta; Magnoliopsida; Fabales; Fabaceae
Exons: 4
Coding region: 351-1364 (337 amino acids)
Molecular function (GO): mRNA binding; metal ion binding
Source: RefSeq, a predicted model, not a curated record